Beta vulgaris subsp. vulgaris (sugar beet) is the source of this 4779-nucleotide messenger RNA. Its product is annotated as kinesin-like protein KIN-14E. The transcript is spliced from 24 exons. The record is from RefSeq and is a predicted model, not a curated record. NCBI's taxonomy places the organism in Eukaryota, Viridiplantae, Streptophyta, Magnoliopsida, Caryophyllales, Amaranthaceae. Gene Ontology annotation, biological process: microtubule-based movement. Gene Ontology annotation, molecular function: ATP binding; microtubule binding; microtubule motor activity. Bases 418 to 4242 code for a protein of 1274 amino acids. Gene Ontology annotation, cellular component: cytoskeleton.
GAACAAAAAUCCCUGAGAUUCCCAAAUUUAUGUUGUCUCCCAAACUCCCCUCCCACAAUCUCUCAAUCCAUCUCUCUCCUCUGCCGUCUGCCCCAACAAGCAAGUAUACUGCGCAGGAGCUAAGAAAAGGAAAAGGAGUCCCUCCUAACUUAAUUUAUUCACAAAAUCUCUCCCUUCUCCUCUCUCCUCUCUCCUCUCGUGAGUAUCAUUUCUUUUUACAACUUUCUCUCUCCUCUCUUUCUCUCUCAUUUUAUUUUUCUUGUCAAAUCGCAUUCUCCUCUUUUUGUCAAAGCUUUAACCUUUUCUUCAACCUUCUGCUGCUGGCCUGCUGCAAUCUUUACUGUGUAUUGGGCUGGCAAGGUUUUUUAGCAAGGUGUGGCUCGUGAAGCCCCCGGAUAUUUGGGGUUCGGUUGUGAAAUGACAAUGGAUCGUACUUCCAAUAUGUCCCAGAGUUCAAGAUUCUCUUCCAUGAGCGCCAAUGAGAAUGGAUCUCCUUCCCCUUCAGGAGCCUUCUCAAAUGGAGAAGACUAUGACAGUGAUGGUGCCUCGAACUUUGCUCCACCUACACCAAUGACCCUGUCGAUGUCAAUUCCAGCUGAACUUGCUGGGGCUAUUCCCUUGAUCAAUAAAUUUCAGGUUGAGGGUUUUUUAAGAGCAAUGCAGAAACAGAUUCAGUCUUCUGGAAAACGUGGCUUCUUUUCCAAAAAAUCUUGUGGUCCUCAGAGUAGGGAGAAGUUCACUUUUGAAGAUAUGCUUUGUUUCCAGAAGGAUCCGAUUCCGACUUCUUUGCUUAAAAUCAAUAGUGAUUUGGUGACUCGUGCUACAAAGUUGUUUCAAACAAUUUUGAAGUACAUGGGAGUUGAUUCUUCAGAUAGAGUGACACCAACAAGCUUAGAUGAAAGUAUUGAACUGGUUGGAAAGCUGUAUAAGCACACCCUUAAGCGAUCAGAGCUGCGGGAUGAACUUUUUGUACAAAUUUCAAAGCAAACCAGGAAUAACCCAGACAGGCAAUAUCUGAUCAAAUCAUGGGAGCUCAUGUACUUAUGUGCAUCCUCGAUGCCUCCAAGCAAGGAAAUCGGUGCUUAUCUUUCUGAAUACGUCCACAAUGUUGCUUGUGGUGUCAAUAUAGACCCAGACAUUCAGUUGCUUGCUCAAAAUACCUUAAAUGCUUUAAAGAGUUCUAUUAAGGCUGGCCCCAGGCAAAUAAUACCUGGACGAGAAGAGAUUGAAGCUCUUUUGACUGGAAAAAGACUUACAACGAUUGUGUUCUUUCUGGAUGAAACGUUUGAAGAAAUUACCUAUGACAUGUCGACCACUGUAGCAGAUGCAGUUGAGGAACUUGCCGGAAUCAUCAAGCUCUCUGCAUAUUCUAGCUUCAGUUUGUUUGAAUUCCGCAAAGUUGUUGCAGGUUCUAAAUCAAGUGAUGCUGGAACGGAGGAGUAUAUUGGUUUAGAUGAAAACAAAUACAUAGGCGAUCUGCUUGCUGAGUUCAAAUCAGCAAAGGAGCGUAGCAGAGGUGAAAUUUUGCAUUGUAAACUGGUAUUCAAAAAGAAGCUGUUUCGGGAGGCAGAUGAAGCUGUUACUGACCCAAUGUUUGUGCAGCUGUCAUAUGUUCAACUGCAACAUGAUUAUAUACAGGGUAAUUACCCUGUUGGAAGGGAUGAUGCUGCACAAUUGUCUGCACUGCAGAUCUUGGUUGAGAUUGGAUUUGUCAGCCAGCCGGAGUCGUGCACUGAUUGGACUUCACUUUUAGAGAGAUUCUUACCAAGACAAAUUGCAAUUACUCGUGCAAAGCAGGACUGGGAGGUGGACAUUAUUUCUCGAUAUCACUUGAUGGAAAAAUUAACAAAGGAAGAUGCUAGGCAGCAGUUUUUAAGAAUCUUGAGACUCCUUCCCUAUGGCAAUUCAGUUUUUUUUAGCGUCCGCAAGAUUGAUGAUCCCAUUGGCCUUCUUCCUGGGAAGGUCAUUCUGGGAAUUAACAAGCGUGGGGUUCACUUUUUCCGGCCAGUUCCUAAAGAGUAUUUGCACUCUGCUGAACUUAGAGAUAUUAUGCAGUUUGGUAGCAGUAAUACUGCUGUGUUUUUCAAAAUGAGAGUUGCUGGUGUUCUCCACAUCUUCCAGUUUGAAACUAAGCAGGGAGAAGAAAUAUGCGUUGCUCUUCAGACACACAUAAAUGAUGUAAUGUUGCGCCGCUACUCCAAAGCAAGAGCUACUACCAAUAAUGCAACAAAUGGAGAUGUUCCGAACAAUUUGAAGUCUCCUGCUCCUGCUCUUGCUCCUGCUCCUACUGCAGAAGUUUAUGAAAAGCGUCUUCAAGAUUUGUACAAGGCUAUUGAAGAAUCUCAAAAGCACAUUGAUCGACUGUUAGGAGAGUUGCAGGAUAAACAAAAGAUAGAGGAGAAUUUGCAAGAAGAGUUGGAUGCAUUGAAAGAGUCCUUAAAGAUUGAGAGGGAAAAUUUGGGAAAGAUUACGGCUGAGCAUGACACACUCAACAACUUAUGUGAUGAAAAGGAAUCUGCUCUUCAGUCAGCAUUGUUGGAAAAGAACAGCCUGGAAGUGAGAUUAGCAAAGGUCAAUGAUCUACUAUCCAAGCAAAACAACCAGAGGGACUUGCCUGGAGAAAAUAAUCAGGAUUUACAUAAGAUACAAGAUGAGUUGAGAGUGCGGAGUGAAGAAUUACAUUCCGCUGAACAAACAGUGAAGAGAUUAGUAGAGGAGAAGUUUUCACUGGAACAGAAUAUUCGAAGGCUUGAAAGGAAACAUGCAGAGGAGAGGGAAAAUGCUGGAAAAGAUCUCGAUAAAGAACGUCAAACCUUGAAGCUUCGAGUUUCUGAACUUGAGAAGAGGCUGGAGGGGGUGAGACAUGAGCUUGAGAUCUCUGAGUCAAAGCUUGUUGCUAAGGAGUCAGAUUUGUCUGCAUUACAGAAUAGUCUGAAGGAGCUAGAAGAACUAAGGGAAAUGAAAGCAGAUGUGGAUAGAAAGAAUGAACAAACUGCAGCAAUCCUGAAGCUGCAAGCUGCGCAGCUGGCUGAGUUGGAAGGGCUAUACAAGGAAGAACAGGCAUUAAGGAAGAGAUAUUUUAACAUGAUAGAAGACAUGAAAGGCAAAAUUAGAGUCUAUUGUCGUGUUAGACCUCUAAGUGCCAAAGAAAAGACUGAUAACGAAAAGAACAUUGUUAUAAGUGCUGACGAGUUUACAGUUGAACAUCCAUGGAAAGAUGAAAGGGCUAAGCAACAUAUCUAUGAUCAUGUAUUUGAUGGAAGUGCAACCCAAGAAGAUGUUUUUGAGGAUACAAAGUAUUUAGUUCAAUCUGCUGUGGACGGAUACAAUGUUUGCAUAUUUGCUUAUGGUCAAACUGGUUCCGGAAAGACGUAUACCAUUUACGGAACAGAAAGUGAACCUGGACUUACCCCACGUGCCACUUCAGAACUUUUCAAGGUUUUGAAAAGAGACAACAAAAAGUUUUCAUUUUCAUUGAAGGCCUAUAUGUUGGAGCUAUAUCAAGAUACGUUAAUGGACCUCCUAUUACCAAAAAAUGCAAAGCGGUUGAAACUAGACAUCAAGAAAGAUUCAAAGGGGAUGGUAACUGUUGAAAACGCGUCAAUAGUACAUGUCUCCACAUUUGAGGAGUUGAAAUGUAUAAUUCAGAAAGGAUCCGAACAAAGGCAUAUAUCAGGGACACAAAUGAAUGAGCAAAGUUCAAGAUCUCAUUUAAUACUUUCAAUUGUUAUUGAAAGUACUAAUCUUCAAACACAAUCUGUAGCUAGAGGAAAGUUAAGUUUUGUUGAUCUUGCUGGCUCUGAACGAGUGAAGAAGUCAGGAUCUGCAGGCAAUCAAUUAAAGGAAGCGCAAAGCAUCAACAAGUCACUUUCGGCUCUUGGAGAUGUAAUUAGUGCAUUAUCAACCGGUGGACAACAUAUACCAUAUAGGAAUCACAAACUAACAAUGUUGAUGAGUGAUUCCCUUGGUGGCAAUGCUAAAACACUGAUGUUCGUUAAUGUGUCUCCUGCUGAAUCAAAUUUGGAUGAGACCUACAACUCUUUAGUGUAUGCAUCAAGAGUUCGAUCCAUCAUAAAUGAUCCAAACAAAAAUGUUUCCUCAAAAGAAGUUGCGAGAUUGAAAAAGCUUGUUGCUUAUUGGAAGGAACAAGCAGGUAGAAGAGGUGAUGAUGAAGACCUUGAGGAGAUACAAGAUGAAAGGCCUCCUCAGAAAGAUAAAACAGAUGGCCGUCACUCCAUGUAAGUCGUACAUUUAGCUCGAAGAAGAAGGUUCAAUUUUCAUGACCUGAAGAUACCUCGACUAUGCUUUGGGAGUUCCCCAGGUUUCGUCUUUUUUUGUGAUGGUUUAGGAUGUAGUUGAUCCACAAUGCCCUUGAACCAUCUUGCACGAGGUUUCAAUCUUUUCCACUUGCAGGGCUAUGGUGGUUAUGGGGAUGUUGAUUAGAUUGUAUAGGCAGAAAAUAUGAAAUAUGUGUAUAUUCUUUUUUCUUUUAAAAAGUUCUAUAAAUCUUUAUUUUGUACUAUAAUCCUUGAAAAUGAUUAGAUUAAUUUGUGUUACACAGUUAGGAAGAUUAGAAACUUAGUUUACAGUUGACAAACCAAGGUUCUUGUUUGUCUAAUUCCUUUCUAACUCUAAGAAGAUUUUCAUUGCCCUUUUGAAGGGAUAGCUAAUAUGUACUGAUGAUCCCGAUAUUAAAAUCUUUAAGCGCAAAGAUAAUAGGUUCUUUGUAAAUAUUCUUGGUACGGAGGAUAAUACAAUGUGGUCAAUUUCCAAUCUUCA